UGUUACUUGUUGUAUCUUGUAUCAGAGUGUGUGUUUAAACAUUGAGGUCGUCGACGUCUCGGUCUCUGUCUCUCCCUCAUCGGAUCGGAUCGGAUCGGAUCACUUACUCACUAUUCCGAUCCCUCUGCCCGCUAACUCUCCGUGAAUUCAAGGCUUUCAGAGUGGUAAUUGAUCGUUAGAAGAAUGAAUUACAUUUUAGGGGCUUUCAAGCCAGCUUGUAAUAUUUCAAUCACAUUCGCCGAUGGCAAAACUCGCAAACAGGUUCCCUUAAAGAAGGAAAAUGGUCAGACGAUACUGGUUCCUCUUUUCCAAAGUCAAGAAAACAUUGCUGGAAAGAUUUCGUUAGAACCAGUGCAAGGGAAGAAGGUUGAACACAAUGGUAUUAAGAUAGAGCUCCUUGGUCAGAUUGAAAUGUAUUUUGACAGAGGCAACUUCUACGACUUUACCUCCCUUGUUCGUGAACUGGAUGUUCCUGGUGAUUUAUAUGAAAAGAAAACAUAUCCUUUUGAAUUUUCAACUGUUGAAAUGCCGUAUGAGACAUACGGUGGAGCGAAUGUCCGACUUAGAUAUGUCUUAAAGGUAACCAUCAGUCGUGGCUAUGCUGGUAGCAUAGUGGAAUACCAAGAUUUUGUGGUUCGUAACUAUGGCCCACCACCAUCAAUCAACAAUAGCAUCAAGAUGGAAGUUGGCAUAGAAGACUGCCUUCAUAUUGAGUUUGAGUACAACAAGAGCAAGUAUCAUCUUAAAGAUGUGAUCAUCGGCAAGAUAUAUUUUCUUCUUGUUAGAAUCAAGUUAAAGAAUAUGGAUCUUGAGAUCAGACGACGAGAAUCAACUGGUUCUGGGGCUAACACUCAUGUGGAGACAGAGACACUAGCAAAAUUUGAGUUGAUGGAUGGUGCUCCUGUCAGAGGCGAGUCGAUUCCAAUCAGGCUGUUCCUGAGCCCAUAUGAACUGACGCCAACACACCGCAACAUUAACAACAAAUUUAGCGUGAAGUAUUAUUUGAAUCUUGUGCUUGUUGACGAAGAAGACCGCAGGUACUUUAAACAACAGGAAAUCACAAUAUACCGGACUGCAGAAACCUCGGCCUGAUUUAAUUGAACGCAGCGAUGGAUGAAGUGGAGAGGAGUUUAGGGUGUUAGAAUGGUAUGAUACUUGUUUUGAUUUGUAUAGGGGGGAGCAAAAGUUAUGUAGAUUGGGAAAUGGCAGGUAUUUGUAUUUGUUUGUGUUUGUGUUUGUGUUUGUGUUUGUGAAUGAAGGAAGAUGAGCAAAUAAUGAUAUGGAUUGUGUAUUUGGUUUUCAUGUAAAUGGGAUAUGGGAUUGACAACUUACAAUACAAUACCAGAAUUCAAUC
Messenger RNA from Cynara cardunculus var. scolymus (artichoke), 1354 nucleotides. Its product is annotated as vacuolar protein sorting-associated protein 26A. Gene Ontology annotation, biological process: intracellular protein transport; retrograde transport, endosome to Golgi. The transcript is spliced from 12 exons. Bases 184 to 1092 code for a protein of 302 amino acids. Gene Ontology annotation, cellular component: endosome; retromer complex. NCBI's taxonomy places the organism in Eukaryota, Viridiplantae, Streptophyta, Magnoliopsida, Asterales, Asteraceae. The record is from RefSeq and is a predicted model, not a curated record.